CGAUAGAUCAGCGGUGCGUUGAUCACGCGUGAUCGGGUCGUUUAACGAGGGAGACGACGCUUUGUCGUCGGCCUUCUCUCCGCGAACUUUCGUCCUUUCCCCUCUCCUCCCUAUCCCCCUUUCCCUUUUCGUCUUCUUCGCCACCGCCACCGCCGCCGCCACCUUCUCUUCAUUCUCCUCCUUCUCUCUUCUUCGUCCUCCUCUCUUCGCCGCGGCUUUUCUCGGUCGACCGGUCGACUGCCUUCUCAAGGGGGCGUGCUUGCUCGCGUACAACAAUGAGCGAACGCGAAACUAUCUAAGCACGAGGCGCAAACGAAUCCGUUCUUCGUGUGGUUCGUGUGUGGCCCAACCGGCCACUCCGCGGCACUCGAUCGCGAACAAUCGCGGCACGUGAACGCAGUGUCGCGGGAUCGUGGGGAUCGUGGGGAUCCUCUCCUCCGUCCCGCACUCUUCUCUCUCUAUCUCUCUUUCUCGCUGCGUAUCUGCCAUCGACGAUCCGAAGGGAUAAGGAGGACCCUUCGCCGAGGAGCGUUCGGACGCACGAGAUCGUGGCUCUCGAGAGGCAGGCUUCUCUCAUCUCGCCGCUCCACUACGAGAAAAAAACCCGAUGGAACACGUAGCGAGGAAGGGAGCGGGGUGGUUCAGUUGAAGUUCCCCGAACGAUGUGCCAUGGCCUCGUCCUUAGGGGGGCCAGGAAUGACAUCGGGCGUCCCGCCGCUACGAAUAGUCAACCUGGAAUUUCCCCCGCCACCGCCUUAUCCGCCGCCCCACAAUCAGAUAUCGUGUAACGCGUUAAUGGAACCGGUAUCGCCGGUGGUGUCAACCAUCACGAGUUCACGACAGCAUCUUUUGGAUUAUUCGUACGCGUACUACCAAUCUGAUUCGGGUCAUUUCCAUGCGCCAUAUCCGGCAGAGUUGCUAGCGCAGCAGCAGCAGCAGCAGCAACAAGAACAGCAACAGCAACAACAGCAGCAGCAGCAGCAGCUACGGCAAUCUCAGCAACAGUUGCAGCAGAUAAGGUCGGAUCCUUUAAAGAGACACACUUACACAACUUGCUAUGGCACGGAGGAAAACAUUUAUGAAGAGAUAUCGGAAAUCAGCAAGCAAUGUCAUCGUGCGUUACACGGCUCGCGAAGGUCACUCGUGGCAGAAGAAGUGCGUCGCGUACAGUCGCGGCAUCAUCGUGUGCUCGGGCAACUCAAUUUGAGCGUGGAGGCCAUGCUGAUGCCAACCACGGUCGACAAUAACGAAGAGGAGCUGGCGCAGGAAACUCGUGGGACCUCCACCGAAGAGCUGCUGCCUUCGGUUGGCCCCGCUGACGAUCUCCUCUCUCGCGUUGGUUGUGACAUGGACAGCGGCUUCAGCGGCAGCUCUACCGCGAGUUACAGAUCGGGCUUGGGAUCCUUAAGAAAAGGAAUGGGGAGAACGAACGGUUCGGAACCGAUCGGCGUUCUACGCAAAACGAAAGCCGCCAUGAUUUGGAAGAAGGGCUGGAAAGGCUGGAAAAAACUUCACUCCUUCGGGAGCGGCGGCAGCAACAGCAGCAACAACAGUAGCAACAACAAGAUCGUUGAUGAGCCCCGUUCAAGAUGCAGAUCGUGGGAUGACGUAGGACCGGGCAAGAUGGAAACGGUCAGCGGCAAUUCGCACACGCAUCAUUCCUCGUUGGAGACCAGCCGGUCCAACACGUCCACGCAGUCUGCCAGAAGCGAGGACUCCUGGUGUUCGGCCUCGGAUCACGAUCUCUCCUCCGAUGACGAAAGCGAAAAGAGCAAUAUCAGUAUUAAAAGCAACUGUCAAUUGAGAAACACGUUGCAUAAGGCGCGCACGCUUUGCGACAAGUGGCGGUUCCCGAAUAUGCCGGUGAACAACGUGGAUCUCCUGGAGUCCCCCGGGCACCACGGCCGCCUCUCGAGGUGGUUCAGUAUCCGUCGAGGCUCGACGCACCAUUACGACGUCGAUUCCUCGGACACGGUGUCUCUGACCAGCCCCGUCAAAACCUCGCAAAUGCCACAGCUCUGCGAAGUCGACGAGGAGAACAGUGCUAUAGUACAAUUUCAAUGCAUGCAACAGCGAAGACAAGCUCCGCCUACGCUUCCAUCGCCACCUCCAAACCUGUCCCCUCAACAACUGAAACGUAGACAUAUCGUGGCCGCGAUAGUGCACUCCGAAAAUAGUUACGUAUCUACUUUGCAGAGACUGGUAAAUGACUACAAAAAACCGUUGGAAGAAUCCUCGCCACCUAUAUUGAGUCAAUCUAAAAUCGCGACGUUGUUUCAUAGGCUGCCCGAAAUUUUACAAUGCCAUACGUUAUUUAGAAUCGCUCUGGCGGAAUGCGUACGAUCCUGGGACAAGGAUGAAAAGUUAGGUGACGUAUUCGUCGCGAGUUUCAGCAAGGCGAUUGUUCUUGAUAUUUACAGCGGCUUUAUAAACAAUUUUUCCGUGGCGAUGGAUUUAGCUAAACAAGAAUCGAAAAGAAAGACUGCACUUGCUGACUUCUUCAAGGUGAAGCAAAUAAGUGCUCACGAUAGAUUAUCUUUCUUCGGAUUAAUGGUCAAACCCGUGCAGAGGUUUCCACAAUUCAUCUUGUUUUUGCAAGAUUUAUUGAAGCACACGCCACAAGGACAUCAUGACAGAAUGUCGCUGCAAUUAGCGUUAACACAGCUCGAGAGUUUGGCAGAAAUGCUGAACGAGAGAAAACGAGAAGCGGAACAAUUCCAAGCGUUUAAAGAAAUGUUACGGCACGUUUCCGGAAAAUUGUCACAUCGUCCGCUUUCUUCAGCGUCGCGUUAUCUUAUUAGGGAAGAUAAUGUCACGCAAUUGGAAUUCAAUCAAAAUGGUAUGAUAACGAAAUCCAAGAGAAGAAGGCUAUUGUUACUGAAUGAUUUAGUGGUGUGCGUUUCCGUCACUCCGAGAUCCACGGAAGAUUUUUCGGGAAACGAACGACUAACAUUGAAAUGGACGUAUCCGGUGUCAGAUAUUGAGAUUCAAGACACCAGCACUUCUCCGACCUUAAGUCGGUUACUCACCGCUGGUUUAAAUAAAGGCGGUAGUUUAAAAUCCGACAAGAGUGGAGAGUGUGGACAGGCGAUUGACGCGGACAAUCUUUGUGUAGAGAUGAACGAUCUUAUGCACGAUUACGAAGUGAUGUCCAGAAUAAGUGAUUUAGUGGCCCAGUUGAAGGGUAGAUACGAGGGGAUGACGCUUCAAACUACCAAGCAAAUUCUGCAAUCGAUACAAAUGUCGAUACAGCAGAAAGAUGAGGAUAUGGUAUGGGCCGAUAGUUGUUGCCUCCAGCUAGUCACAAAACAAGGUCAAAUGUAUACGUUUCAAACGGAAAAUCCCUUGGUGAAGAAGGAUUGGAUAACAGAGCUUAGAUUGGCACAAUUAGCUUUGGAUCCCAAUAACUCGCCGUCAUGGGAAGUACCUGAACAAGAGCAAAGGCCGUCCACAAAAAUGCCACUUUUCGUUAGUUCACAAGCCGUAUAUCAUUCGCAACAUCAGACCGAAGUGCGUUGCGGUUGUUAUUAUUCUAUUGAAAAUUCACGUUCCACGAGACGGCGCGGUAGAAGUCAAAAUUAUUUGUGGAUAUGUACAGGAGAUGGCAUAUCUAGCCACGUAACGAUUUUCGGUCAAUCGACAACAGCUUCGGCGACUUGUUUGAAACGUAUAACUACUUUAGAUCUGGUCGAAACUAGAGUUAACGCUAUCGAGUUCGUAAAGGGAAUAUCCAGCGAUCUUACCACGCUCGCUAGCGAUCUCGUAUGGAUGGGUACGGAUUCUCGGAGGAUUAUAAUUUACGCUGCCGCGGAACCUGAGAAAGAAGAAGAGAUUGGCAGUUACUCCGUUUCAGGACCUAUAGUAGAAAUCAAGUAUCAUUGCGACAAUGUUUUUGUAGCUUUAGGCACGGGUUUGUUACUUUUGUUCAAACGACAAGUCGAUGGCGCAUGGAACCUCAAGGAUUCUUUCAGUAUAUCACUGGGUAGCGAUCCUGUCUCGUGCUUAAUGCCAAUCAAUACGUCAGUUUAUGCCGCCUGUGGCAAGAAGGUAUGGGUACUUAACGCUACUACGGGCGACGUCACCAAGAGCUUUAGUGCGCAGCACGAGCACGUUGGGAACGUGAAGCUCAUGGCGCAUUCCGGAGUCGGUCUUUGGGUCGCCUUGAAAAACUCGAGCACAGUUUGCCUUUAUCACACAGAAACAUUUAAACAUCUGCAAGACAUCAAUAUAGCGUCCAAUGUAUUGAGAGUGACGAAAAUGAAUAAUCCCGCCAACUCGUGCGGCGGCACUCUCGCUGUUAAUAAUCAAACCACUGUCACAGUCACGGCGCUUUUAGCGUGCAAGGGUCUUUUAUGGGUCGGAACAAAUGUAGGCAUCAGUUUGACCAUUCCACUACCGCGAUUAGAGGGUGUGCCUAUAAUCAGUGGUCGUGUCAAUAUCUCGUAUCACGCUCACUUUGGUCCAAUCACUUUUUUAUUGGCGAUACAGAACACAAAAAACACAGUGAGCUCUGCAAAGGAACGCGUCAACGUUGACGACGAGAGUGUACAAUUGAGAGUGAGAGACACUGAGCAGAAAUCACGUGACAGAACGAGUUUAGAUUCCUCCGUGUGUAGUAACAUCGUGAAACUGAAGCAACAGCUAACGGGAAGCCCGGUGAUGCUGAGGAGAAAGCGAAGCAAGGAGUACGACUGCAGAGGCUCGAAAACACUUCCGAGAGGAUUAGGCGCUGGCUGUGGAUUUUUAUCGAGCUCCUUCUCGAGCUCGCAAAGUUCCGGUGAAAACUGUGACGUUUACGGGCUUUAUGGUGAAUUAAUGUAUGUGAAGGAUUACGAAAAUGAAAACAAUUCAGGCAUAGAUCCUAUUUAUGAGUCGUUGAGAAGGAGCGAUCCAGAGCUGGCGGCCAUACCAAAUAAAGUGAGUACCUUGGACCGUAGAUUAAAAAUGAAAAUCACUAGGCCUAGAUCGCUGGAUCUUUCCAACUGGUCGGUGGACUCUCACACCAGCUCCUUGUACACAUCUUCCGGAUCGGAGGAGAACUUAUCUCUGAAAACUGGAAAGUUAUCACGUAAUAGUAGCAUAGCUAGUCGUAACGGUCCCUACGACCUCUCUACAACUAACAAUAGCGUAGUAGAAUCGGGAUUGGAAGCAACGCCUGCGACCAAUCUCAAAGCGAACGGCAAGAAAAAUGGCAAAGCAGUUCAACAAGUAGACCAACCCAAGCGAACGGUGUUGACGCUGAUGGGUGGACGCGGUUAUAUCAAUUGGAGGCAACUCCACGCGCAGUCUGGUGUUGACAAGAAUUCGAAAUCGACCUACGCGUUCAAAGAUCCCAACAGCAACGACGCACAUAUCGUCUUAUGGGAGAUGAAAUUAUGAUACAUGAUCGCGUUUUUAGGCCUGUCGUUAUGCAUCGGAAAAGCGAAACUUUGACGCGGAUACGUAUGUAGUAUAAUAGACAAUAGGACCAAAAGAGUACUGAUAAAGCUUUAGAUAAGAUUGUUGAUAAUUGUAAAGGACUAUAUCGGACACAUGGUAUAAUCUCGAUUGCGUAGCAGCGAGUAUCCGUGUUUCUUCGGAUAGAUAUGACGUUACACAUUAGUAUUGAUUGCUACUUUAAAGCGACGAGAAUCAAGUUAUAGAAUUAACGGAGGUCAUUCAAGAGAAUAUAUUAAAUAUUGAAUGUCCUUUGAUUACCAAGAUACUUAAUGCAGAAUGCAAUUUUUUUUAAUGAACAACUUUUCUAGAGAAGAAUAACGCUUUAUUAAUUAAACAGACUGAAAUAUAUAUGGAUCGUUGCAGCGCAUGACAAGAUUAAUACGAAUAAAUUCUCGUGCGUCAAAAUUGUGCUUCCGUUGCGUAUGGAAAUGAUAACUAAGGUCUCGAACACAAUGUGUCUUUUUAAAUUUGAAAUUCUUCGAAAUUUAUAUUUCUGCUAAAGUAUUACUUGAAUCUCGUUAGUUUAUAAUGAAACAUGUGAUAAGAGUCUCAAAAAUCUUGAGAAGGUGCACAAAAACUAAGCUUAAACAGUUCUGCGUUAAACGGUGAAACGUUUUAUAUUUAAUGUCCGUGACAUACGAGAAUAAUUGCUACAAAAGUGUUCCGCUUAUGCUAUAAAUGUAUAAAAGUUCGCAUUCAGUUAAAACUAACACAUCGUUGUACACGCGCGUACGCGUUAUAACUAAAAUUUAGAUGAUUAGCCGGGUCUAGACUCUCGCGAAUUAUUCACCAUGUACUACAGAAAUGAAGUAUUUACAUUUAGAUAUUUUAAUACAUUGUUAUAAAUGAUUGUCGCGUUAUCUCAUACCGAUUAUCUACACAACAUUUAAUUUUGGCAAAAAUCAAUCAAACUGUUAUUUCAGAAGUUAUUCAGAUUUUAUAUAUUAUAUCGAUAUGCGGUAUUAUUUGUUUUUACAAGAUAUAUAUGCAUUGACUUUUGUUUUAAAUGAUAAUCGUUUGAUCUCUUGCAUCGAACAAGAUUUAAACAUAUAUCAAAUCUUAUUGUUCAAGAAAUUCUAAUUACCACUUGGUCCACGCGCCAAAUUGUGCCCACUAUUGAUAUAUUUUGGUAGAAAAUGAAACCAUUUUGAUAUUCGACAUAUGUUUAUAAAGUUUCAUAACGCGUGAUAUAAAACAAAUCUGUCUAAAAUUUAAUUUCGCGAAACUUCAUUCUACUAAAAAACUUUAAGGAAUUUAAAGCAUUUAUAUUAAUCUCAAAUUAUUUUAAAUCUGAAGAACUACUCAAAAUUGCCAUUAUUUACAAAUUUUUGUGAAUAAUUUAUCAAAGGAGUUUAAUGCAAGGAGUAUUUAAAAAUUUUUGUUAUUUAGCAAUUUACUAUGAUUUUUUACAGUAACUAUUGAAAUUAAAAUACUUACUGAAUUCACAUAAAGAUAUACCCUUUAUAAUAGUAAUAAUGCAUUUCGGAAAGUGAUUAUAUGAUAAUUAUGAAAUGUUUAUUACAAUUUUUCAAUUGAUCUGUUUGGGAUAAUAUAUGGAAACUUGUUUGCCAGCCAAUAUGAACGUAAUUAAAUAAAUGGAAGAUAUCUAUUUAUAGAUUUAUAAAAUUAAUUAUUAAUAGCUGUAUUGUCUGUUUGCUCUUAUGAUGAUUAUUCAGAAAUUUAUAGCUCCAGUUGUUCAAAGAAAAAAAAUGUAUCCAAGUUUUCAUAAAAUGUUAAUGCUGUUCAAUUUUUGAUAUGAUCGAGUCUUAAAUGAAGAAAUUCCGGUCCGUGUAUGUAUAUAUUUUUCGUAUAAAAUAUAAUAAUGUAUGUUAUGAAACCGUUGAAUAGAUUUAUAUUUUGUACACUAAUUUUGUUUGAAUACAUAGUCUUAUUUUGUAUUUAUGCCUUUAGUACGCGCGUUAGUUAUACAACGAAACUUUACUAUGUAUUUAUUACUUAUACAUAUAUGAUGUCAUCGUUAUAAAUAGAGAAUCUUGUUACUUUGCUGCGUUGAAAGAGUGCAGCGGUAUAGUAUACUUUUUGUUCAUUGUAACAUUUAUAUAGCUACAUUAAAAUUAUUUCAAAUGAAA
This is a messenger RNA of Solenopsis invicta (red fire ant), 7529 nucleotides long. RefSeq names its product rho guanine nucleotide exchange factor 10-like protein. The record is from RefSeq and is a predicted model, not a curated record. Lineage: Eukaryota; Metazoa; Arthropoda; Insecta; Hymenoptera; Formicidae. Gene Ontology annotation, biological process: positive regulation of stress fiber assembly; actin cytoskeleton organization. Gene Ontology annotation, molecular function: guanyl-nucleotide exchange factor activity. The transcript has 15 exons. The coding region runs from base 670 to 5379 and encodes 1569 amino acids.